AUGACGACGCUGCAGAAAUUCAAGUUAUUAGCGACGCACUGCGGCGUCACCCAGAGCCCGACGAGAAGUCCAAGGACGAGUCCCCUCGUCAACUUCCGUCGCCCCAAAACCACAUUGCGAAUGUUCCUCACCAGAACCGGUAGUCGGAAAUCAUCAAACGCCAGGGAAAUGCCGUAUCCGCAGAGUUUCACCGGCAUUCCGGCCGAGAAAAAGAAGGGCAGCGGUCACAGUUUGAAGGAUUUAUUUGUAUCAUCUCCGUCGCUAGAAGGAGGAGAUGGCAACGAAUAUGAAACCGUUGAGGAUAAAUUUGGCGGAAAGGGUGAAGUCGUUUUAGCGACGAAAGUCGGUGGUCUUAAUGGACUGGGAGGUGAACCGGGAUCGCCUAGGCCGGGUUGGAUGGGGUUCAGGCAUCGUAUGCUGUUGAGGAAAGCUUGGCGUCCCAUGCUUCAGACAAUCCAUGAGUAG
Messenger RNA from Hibiscus syriacus, 465 nucleotides. RefSeq lists its product as uncharacterized. The transcript has a single exon. The coding region runs from base 1 to 465 and encodes 154 amino acids. The record is from RefSeq and is a predicted model, not a curated record. Lineage: Eukaryota; Viridiplantae; Streptophyta; Magnoliopsida; Malvales; Malvaceae.